This is a messenger RNA of Helianthus annuus (common sunflower), 2015 nucleotides long. Its product is annotated as pentatricopeptide repeat-containing protein At1g09900. Lineage: Eukaryota; Viridiplantae; Streptophyta; Magnoliopsida; Asterales; Asteraceae. Gene Ontology annotation, molecular function: protein binding. The record is from RefSeq and is a predicted model, not a curated record. The coding region runs from base 144 to 1862 and encodes 572 amino acids. The transcript has a single exon.
CUUGUGCCCGUAUAGUAUUUGUGUCUUUCUCACACCCUUGGGGAGAAUUUUGGAUAAGAAAAUUAAGCGGUAGCUUCUUCCGGAAAGCUUACUCUCUCCAUUCUUGGUUGUUGAGAUUUUCAGCUCAAGUUUAUGGUCUAAUUAUGGAAUCAGUUGUCUCCAUAAAGCAGACCCAUGAAGGGUUUUGCUCAUUUCAAACGAAAACCCUGAAAAAUCACAGAGCUAGGGCUCGUAAUUCCAUUGCCGUAGGUGCUGCUAAACUGAACCAAAACAACAAGGGGUUUUCGAAUCGAAAGAUUAAAAGGGUAUCAGCGGUGACAAAAGUUAACGGCUCGCAACUGAAUUCCAAACGCAAUUUCGAGGAGUUUGAGAAUAAUAAUCAUCUCAAGAGAUUGGUCAGGAAUGGUGAAUUGGAGGAAGGUUUUAAGUAUUUGGAAAAGAUGGUUUAUGGAGGUGAUAUGCCUGAUAUUAUCCCGUGUACGAGUUUGAUUCGGGGGUUUUGUCGAACCGGGAAGACGCGCAAGGCUACGCGGGUUAUGGAGAUUCUUGAACAGUCUGGUGCUGUGCCUGAUGUUAUAACUUACAAUGUUCUGAUCAGCGGGUAUUGUAGAGCUGGUGAGAUUGAUAAAGCACUCAACGUAUUUGACAAAAUGUCUUCUGUGGCUCCGGAUGUUGUUACCUACAAUACCAUCCUGCGGUCCUUGUGUGAUAAGGGGAAGCUAGAAGAAGCAAUGCUGGUUCUGGCUAGGCAGAUGCAGAAAGAGUGUUAUCCGGAUGUUAUUACCUACACCAUUUUGAUAGAGGCUGCCUGUAAGACCAGUGGCGUGGGGCAAGCCAUGAAGCUUCUAGAUGAAAUGAAAGCCAAAGGUUGCAAGCCGGAUGUGGUUACUUAUAAUGUGCUUAUUAACGGCUUUUGUAAGGAAGGUAGGUUAGAGGAUGCCAUUAAGUUUUUGAACGAUAUGCCAUCCAUGGGUUGCCAACCCAAUGUGGUGACUCACAAUAUUGUGCUGCGUAGCAUGUGUAGCAUGGGUAAAUGGAUGGAUGCUGAGAAAUUCGUGGCAGGUAUGCUUCAGAAAGGGUGUUCCCCUAGUGUGGUCACUUUUAACAUCCUGAUUAACUUUUUAUGUCGAAGAGGCUUGUUAGGACGGGCCAUUGAUAUCUUGGAAAAGAUGAUGCCUAAACAUGGUUGUAGCCCGAAUUCGUUGAGUUACAACCCCUUGUUGCAUGGUUUCUGCAAAGAAAAGAAGAUGGACCGGGCGAUUGAGUAUUUGGAAAUCAUGGUAGCUCGAGGAUGUUACCCGGAUAUUGUGACUUAUAAUACUUUACUCACGGCAUUGUGCAAAGAUGGGAAAGUAGAUUUUGCUGUUGAGAUUCUUAAUCACUUGAGUUUUGAAGGGUGUUCGCCUGUUUUGAUCACGUACAACACUGUGAUUGACGGGUUGUCAAAGAUUGGUAAAACGGGUCGGGCCAUAAUGCUGAUUGAAGAAAUGAAGGAAAAGGGGUUGCAGCCGGAUAUAAUCACUUAUUCUUCGGUUGUAAGCGGGCUCAGCAGGGAAGGAAAAGUGGAAGACGCGAUUAAGUUUCUUCAUGAGUUAGAAGGAUUGGGGGUGAGACCGAAUGUGUUGACUUACAAUGCAGUAAUGUUGGGACUGUGUAAGGCUCGAAAGACGGAUCGAGCCAUAGACUUCUUGGGGUAUAUGGUUGAGAAGGGGUGUAAGCCUACAGAAGGUAGCUAUACUAUUUUAAUUGAAGGAUUGGCUCAUGAAGGGCUAGCGGAGGAAGCACUGGAGUUGCUGAAUGAGUUGUGUUCAAGGGGUGUUGUCAACAAACGCUCCGCUCAGCAGGUGGUGGUCAAGCUCUAAGUUAGGUAGUAAAUUCCACUUUUUGUGAGUUUUGUUUCUCGGCCCUCCCUCCCUUGUGUUGUUUUAUGAAUGAAUGAAUGAAUAUUUAAGCUACAACUUCCAUCCUAGAUAAAUAAUCUUUGUUGAUUUAUAAAAAAUAAAAAAUAAUGAUAA